Hyaena hyaena (striped hyena) is the source of this 4019-nucleotide messenger RNA. RefSeq names its product spalt like transcription factor 1 (gene SALL1). The transcript has 3 exons. Bases 18 to 3965 code for a protein of 1315 amino acids. Gene Ontology annotation, biological process: regulation of transcription by RNA polymerase II. Gene Ontology annotation, cellular component: nucleus. Gene Ontology annotation, molecular function: DNA-binding transcription factor activity, RNA polymerase II-specific; RNA polymerase II cis-regulatory region sequence-specific DNA binding. Lineage: Eukaryota; Metazoa; Chordata; Mammalia; Carnivora; Hyaenidae. The record is from RefSeq and is a predicted model, not a curated record.
CUGAUGUUUGAGCCAGCAUGUCGCGGAGGAAGCAAGCGAAGCCUCAACAUUUCCAAUCCGACCCCGAAGUGGCCUCGCUCCCCCGGCGAGAUGGAGACACAGAGAAAGGUCAACCAAAUCGCACCACCAAGAGCAAGGACGCCCACGUCUGUGGCCGGUGCUGCGCCGAGUUCUUUGAAUUAUCAGAUCUUCUCCUCCACAAGAAGAACUGUACUAAAAAUCAAUUAGUUUUAAUCGUCCAUGAGAGCCCAGCCACCCCACCUCACACCUUCUCUCCCAGUCCCCCUCCCGAUAAUCCCGACGAACAAAUGAAUGACACCGUUAACACAACAGAUCAGGCCGAAAGCGGCGACCUUCCGGAACGCGGCGGACGCGACAGGGAGGAGUCCAUGGAGGUGGAGGCCCCGGCGGCCAGCAAAGGUGGCGGCGCUGCUCUGGGCGGGGGCGGGAGCGGGGUCACCCCAGGCUGCAGCGGAGGCCCCUCCGCAGGUACCUCAGCGAUCACAACCUCUCUACCUCAACUUGGGGACCUGACGGCACUGGGCAACUUCUCCGUGAUCAACAGCAACGUCAUCAUCGAGAACCUGCAGAGCACCAAGGUGGCGGUGGCCCAGUUCUCGCAGGAGGCGAGGUGCGGCGGGGCCCCGGGGGGCAAGCUGGCCGUCCCCGCUCUCAUGGAGCAGCUCCUGGCCUUGCAGCAGCAGCAGAUCCACCAGCUGCAGCUGAUCGAGCAGAUCCGUCACCAAAUACUGCUGUUGGCCUCUCAGAACGCAGACUUGCCAACAUCCUCUAGUCCUUCUCAAGGUACUUUACGAACAUCUGCCAACCCCUUGUCCACACUAAGUUCCCACUUGUCUCAGCAGCUGGCGGCAGCGGCUGGAUUGGCCCAGAGCCUCGCCAGCCAGUCGGCCAGCAUCAGCGGUGUGAAGCAGCCCCCCCCCCUCCAGCUACCUCAGAGCACUUCUGGCCACACCAUCGCACCCAACAGCGGCUCUUCCCCCGGCAUUAACCUUCUGGCGGCAGCGGUGACCUCCCCGUCCUCGGAAAAAGCGGCCCCGAGCGCCGGCGCCUCCCACGCCAGUGACCCGGCAGCCCCCACGUCAUCGUCACCAGCUUUUGCAAUAAGCAGUUUAUUGAGUCCUGCGUCUAAUCCACUUCUACCUCAGCCGGCCCCCGCUAACUCGGUUUUCCCCAGCCCUUUGCCCAACAUCGGAACGACCGCCGAGGAUUUAAGCUCCCUGUCGGCCUUGGCCCAGCAGAGAAAAAGCAAGCCACCAAAUGUCACCGCCUUCGAAGCGAAAAGCGCUUCGGACGAGGCGUUCUUCAAACACAAGUGCAGGUUCUGCGCAAAGGUCUUUGGGAGCGACAGUGCCUUGCAGAUCCACCUGCGCUCCCAUACCGGGGAGAGGCCGUUCAAGUGCAACAUCUGUGGGAACAGGUUCUCCACCAAGGGGAACCUCAAAGUCCACUUUCAGCGCCACAAAGAGAAGUACCCUCAUAUCCAGAUGAACCCCUAUCCCGUGCCUGAGCAUCUGGACAAUAUCCCCACUAGUACCGGCAUCCCGUAUGGCAUGUCCAUUCCUCCGGAAAAGCCGGUCACCAGCUGGCUCGACACCAAACCGGUCCUGCCCACUCUGACCACUUCGGUCGGCCUGCCGUUGCCCCCGACCCUCCCGAGCCUCGCCCCCUUCAUCAAGACCGAAGAGCCAGCCCCGAUCCCCAUAAGCCACUCGACCAGCAGCCCCCCAGGCUCAGUCAAAAGUGACUCCGGGGCCCCUGAGGCGGCCACGAGAAACCCAGGGGGGCUCGCGGAGGAGGCCGAAGGGUCCACUGCGCUACCCUCUGGCGGCAAGAGUGAAGAUGGCAGCGUGGCCCCCAGCUCGGCCCCGGCAGCCAGCAGCAGCUCGCUGAGCUCCCCGGUGGCGGUGGCGGCGGACGGUGGCCCUGGUACCCGGACCGCCGCGUUCUCCAACCCCUUGUUGCCGCUCAUGUCUGAGCAGUUCAAGGCGAAGUUUCCUUUUGGGGGACUCUUGGACUCGGCCCAGGCAUCGGAGACCUCCAAGCUUCAGCAGUUGGUAGAGAACAUUGACAAGAAGGCCACCGACCCCAACGAGUGUAUCAUCUGCCACCGGGUCCUCAGUUGUCAGAGCGCCUUGAAGAUGCACUACCGGACGCACACCGGGGAGAGGCCCUUUAAGUGUAAGAUCUGCGGCCGGGCUUUCACCACGAAAGGGAACCUCAAAACCCACUACAGUGUCCACCGUGCCAUGCCCCCGCUCCGAGUCCAGCACUCAUGCCCCAUCUGCCAGAAGAAGUUCACCAACGCCGUGGUCCUGCAGCAGCACAUUCGGAUGCACAUGGGAGGCCAGAUCCCCAACACCCCAGUCCCCGACAGCUACCCCGAGUCCAUGGAGUCCGACACGGGCUCCUUCGAUGAGAAGAAUUUCGACGACCUGGACAACUUCUCCGAUGAGAACAUGGAGGACUGUCCUGAGGGCAGCAUCCCCGACACGCCCAAGUCCGCCGAUGCGUCCCAGGACAGCUUAUGUUCCUCGCCUUUGCCCCUGGAGAUGUCGAGCAUCGCUGCUUUGGAAAACCAGAUGAAGAUGAUCAAUGCCGGCCUGGCAGAGCAGCUGCAGGCCAGCCUGAAGUCCGUGGAGAACGGCUCCGUCGAGGGGGACGUGCUGACCAACGACUCGUCCUCGGUGGGCGGCGACAUGGAGAGCCAGAGCGCUGGCAGCCCGGCCAUCUCAGAGUCUACCUCCUCCGUGCAGGCUCUGUCCCCGUCCAACAGCACCCAGGAACUCCACAAGUCGCCCGGCGUGGAGGAGAAGCCGCAGAGAGCAGUCCCGAGCGAGUUCGCCAAUGGUUUGUCCCCCACCCCAGUGAACGGCGGGGCUCUGGAUUUGACGUCUAGUCACGCAGAGAAAAUCAUCAAGGAAGAUUCUUUGGGGAUCCUCUUCCCUUUCAGAGACCGGGGUAAAUUUAAAAAUACUGCUUGCGACAUUUGUGGCAAAACCUUUGCUUGUCAGAGUGCCUUGGACAUUCACUACAGAAGUCAUACCAAAGAGAGACCAUUUAUUUGCACGGUUUGCAAUCGCGGCUUUUCCACAAAGGGUAACUUGAAGCAGCACAUGUUGACACAUCAGAUGCGGGACCUACCAUCGCAGCUCUUUGAGCCCAGCUCCAGCCUCGGCCCCAAUCAGAACUCGGCGGUCAUCCCCGCCAACUCGUUGUCAUCUCUCAUCAAGACAGAGGUCAACGGCUUCGUGCAUGUCACUCCUCAGGACAGCAAGGACACCUCCGCCGGUCACGUCCCCUCCGGGCCUCUGUCCUCCUCUGCCACGUCCCCAGUCCUGCUCCCGGCUCUGCCCAGGAGGACCCCCAAACAGCACUACUGCAACACGUGUGGCAAAACCUUCUCCUCGUCGAGUGCCCUGCAGAUUCACGAGCGAACUCACACUGGAGAGAAACCCUUUGCUUGCACUAUUUGUGGGAGAGCUUUCACGACAAAAGGCAAUCUGAAGGUACACAUGGGCACUCACAUGUGGAACAGCACGCCUGCGCGCCGGGGUCGGCGGCUCUCUGUGGAUGGCCCCAUGACCUUUCUAGGAGGCAAUCCUGUCAAGUUCCCAGAAAUGUUCCAGAAGGAUUUGGCGGCCAGGUCAGGAAGCGGGGAUCCUUCCAGUUUCUGGAACCAGUACGCGGCGGCACUCUCUAACGGGCUGGCCAUGAAGGCCAACGAGAUCUCCGUCAUUCAGAAUGGCGGCAUCCCUCCACUUCCUGGGAGCCUCAGCGGGAGCAGCUCACCUGUCAGUGGGCUGACGGGAAAUCUGGAGAAGCUCCAGAACUCAGAGCCCAGCGCUCCGCUGGCUGGCCUGGAGAAGAUGGCCAGCAGUGAGAACGGAACCAGCUUCCGUUUCACCCGCUUCGUGGAGGACAGCAAGGAGAUUGUCACAAGCUAGAGCAACCCCUGGCUGGAGGAACAGCAGCCCCCUUCCAGAAGGAGACCCACCGUU